Molecule: messenger RNA, 1759 nt
Organism: Sycon ciliatum
Lineage: Eukaryota; Metazoa; Porifera; Calcarea; Leucosolenida; Sycettidae
Exons: 6
Coding region: 2-553 (183 amino acids)
Source: RefSeq, a predicted model, not a curated record
CAUGUGGUCAACAUACGAACGCAUUGCAAACCUGUAUGAGGAGGAUGAAGCGGAGCUCCCGGGACAAACAGACUGGGCAGAGAGCGUUCCUUCGAGCAGCCAGUCACACUCUGAUCAAGCCAGUCAGUCCACUGCCGCUCGCCAAGCUGAUGCUGGCCAUGAGCAUCACGCUGCUGAUGGAAGUUGUUGUACUUUCCUAUCCACUUCACCACUACUGAAAGUUUUGUCAGAAAUUUCUGACUUUCGAAGGUUCAGCCGAAGCAUGGAACGGUGCAUCAGCCGCCUUAAACGUGAGGACUUUGCCCAAGCCGUUGCAAUACUGAUUGACCCAGAAUACAGCAACGAUUUCAAAGACGACAUGCAAGACUUUAUCGUGAGAAACGACCUUGGCACCACUAACAUACCGGAUAAUAUGCAAGGUGUUAUCAGGUGGGCCGUGGACCAAGCUGCAACGCGUGAAAUCACCCUGGCCGAGUUGAAGAAGAUUGCGCUAGACCUGAAUCCCGAAAAGAAGAAAAGGAUUGAGAAAACAUUCCAUGUUGAAACAUGGUGAGGCGUCAUCUUGAAGCUGCCCUGCCCAGCGGUGGCCUCUAUUCGUUCCUGGCUUGACUGUCAACUGUCUAUAUUCUACUGGUAGUGAGUCGCUCGACAGCAGAACACCUCAAGCAUCUGAAGACCAUCUUCCAUCACUUGGCAGAGUAUGGUCUGGUGGUCAUUGCAAGCAAGUGUGUCUUCAUGCAGCCCUCCGUGACAUUCCUGGGUCACAAUGUCAAAGCCACUGCCCGCGGUGGCAUUGAGACACUGGCAGAGAAGGUCAAGGCCAUGGUGGACUACCCUGCUCCAGACACUCACUCUGCUCUCUACCUCGCUUUCUGGGUUUAGUAAAUCUCUACCGACGCUUCAUCCCGGAUUGUGCAUGCAUUCUUGAGCCGCUCUCGGAUUUGUUAGCAGGCCCUCAAUCUCCCACGAAUCUUUGUCGCGAACGUAGCAAAAAAAUACAUAAAAAUAAAUUCGGAAUAACUCAUUUCUAUUUUGCAUUACAUGACGAUGAUUAACAUUAGUGUUUUCGUAUAUACCCUGACAAUGAUUGUGCUCUCUUACUCUCUCUCUUACAUUGUGGCUGAUUCCACGCUUGGGUUAGCAGAAUUCUGGUUCCCUAUCUUCAUUUCUAAGGAUUGACUCCAUUCCACUUCAAAGUAGCUUCGGAAGUAGUCUUCGUUUCUCUAGUCUUUGCAUUUCGUUCUGAAACAAAUUCUUCGUUAUGUUUUCGUACCGUGAGUAAAGUCACGCGCUCUUGAUUUGUUUUGCUCGAGCGUGACUUUCCUUUCUUUCUUUUUUUGUUAUGCAUGACCCUGAUAACGUAUUGGUAUGAUGUAUAUGUGCACGUGAUCACUUGCCUCCGUGACUACGUGAUCACUAACUACAGCCAGUACCAGGCUAGUGUACUUUAGCUGUAGGCUAGUGCACUUUAGCGAUUUGCUCUCCUUACUGCUACUUCUUCUGCGUUUCUAUUUUGUCGCUUCACUAGUUCCUUUUUCCACCAUUCCACGUCAAUGAAAGUUGUGGUCGCCAUUUUAAUGCAUGAUCUUUGUGCACAGAUGCCUGUAGAUGCAGCUGCCCUGUUUCCGUUCCAUUUGGAUCUUUAUUGAGAAAGAAACUUUCCUAAUCAUAAAUGAAGAAACGUUGUUUGUAAAUUUGUUCCUUGGCUCACCGUCUGAGUUCUUAAAGCUAUUAUUCAUUUUCUGCUGCCCCCGGUUAU